AUGGGAAACAUCGCCGGGCUGCGCUUAGCUGGUUGCGGCCCUACCUCAAUGUGUACAGGAGUGGGAAACUGCGGAGACUGGAAGAACCGUCAAACCUCGUCCGAUGGGCUGGUGCUGGGACCGUGGGGCAAGGGCUCAUCCCCUUCGUAUGAGUACCCUGCGUGCGGGUCUUCAUCAACACCCAGGAAUCCCUUCGAGGGACCUCAGCUAGAAAGUCCUGCCUCUUCCGCAAGUCCUGCGCGUGAUCUUGUCAGGAAGUUCGUGCGCGAUAUGUUACAGGGUGUGGCGGCAGUUCUUCCCCCUGCAUGGCCUGGGGACGUGUGUGGACACAACGUGACAGUGUCCUUGGAUAAGAGGAUGAAGGUCCUCUGCGUGCGUUCUACUGAUCCUUCUGUGGAAGUCUCCACGCAGCUCGGUGUCCCGCUGACCAGCAUUGCCAGUAUAGCUUUUGGGUGCUGCAAUCCAGGGGAGGGGCGGCUGAGCGCGACAGAGCACUCCGUCACCCUCUUCUUGGACGAAGGCUACGGCCCGUCCAUAGUGCUCGAGUUCCGCGACCUGGAGGAACGCGAUACCUUUGCCAUCUGUUUGUCCAUGUUCGUGGACGGCAGAAAGGCAUGGCAGCCGUCCGGGUGCGAGGCAGUUGAGGUGACUGUGAAAGCCUUUGCCGAUCACUUCUCCCAGUGCGUGCCAUCCUUCAUCGAAAGGCACAUGCGCGCGAGCCAGAGCACGCCGGAGCUGCAUCAACUCGAGAGGUCUCCUUCCGGCGGCCUCGCCUUCAGAGCCUCCCAGCCACGCUCGCUCGAAGGAGAGACACCUGCCGUCGGAAACAAGCUCGACUUGCGAAGGCGAGCAGCUGAGAUCGUGGCCCUGAACUCGCUCUACGCGCAGUCCAGCUCUGGGAGCCUGCAGCAUGCAGCCAUUCCACGGAUACGGCAUGUCCUGGAGGCCAGAGACGAGCUUCUUGCCGAGCAAGCCAGUGAGAACCGCGGCAUGAUACGUGACAAGCAUUGGGUGCGUGAUCGUCUUCGUCGCGAGAAGGCAUUUUCGGCCCAGGUUCCACCCACUGUUCAGGCUGAGCCCAAGUGGGUCCUGCGAAGAGGGACGUGGUACUACGAAGGCGGUCCAAAGCCAGAGAGGCUACCUGCAGAUGAGGCAAUGGACAACUUCGUGAAGGCAGAGGAAGCUAGAGGUCAGCCACUCGGAUGCCAACAGCGCCGGCACGCUGAAGUGAAGCGGUGCCUCCGAUCUCUUCAAGCUCUAGCUUAA
Molecule: messenger RNA, 1266 nt
Organism: Symbiodinium sp. CCMP2456
Lineage: Eukaryota; Dinophyceae; Suessiales; Symbiodiniaceae
Source: the annotation of a GenBank genome assembly